Lottia gigantea (owl limpet) is the source of this 333-nucleotide messenger RNA. RefSeq lists its product as hypothetical. Bases 1 to 333 code for a protein of 110 amino acids. The transcript is spliced from 2 exons. The record is from RefSeq and is a predicted model, not a curated record. Gene Ontology annotation, molecular function: sequence-specific DNA binding. Lineage: Eukaryota; Metazoa; Mollusca; Gastropoda; Lottiidae.
AUGGUGAAAACCUGCUGUGUUUACAAGUGUCAUAACAGGUUUAAUGUUGAAGCUAAGUCCAGAGGCAUAAGUUUUUUCCGUUUUCCGAAGAAUAAAAGACAGCGCAAUGCUUGGAUCAAAGCCGUGAAUAGAAAGGACUGGCUACCGAACAAUAAUACUUGGAUUUGCUCGGAACAUUUUCUUGAUGGCUGGCAUGGUUAUGAACCUACCGAUGGUAAUUAUUCUCCUACCAUUUUUGCUUACAAAGAGACGGAGAAGAACGUGUCGCAGGUUGCGAGAGAAUCUAGACAUCUAGUUCGUGAAAAGUCGCAGGCCCUAGCCUACUACAUGUAG